AUGUCUGAUUCGAGUUCGCAUGUGUUGCAGCAGCCAGCGAUUGCGUGGUGGGGGCCUGGUCCCCUUGGUCGCCCUGCGCCCAGCACCUGGGCAAGUGCUGGCACAGCGAAGGCAGGCAAGUGCGCUUCAGGGCCGUCACUGCCGCGGCCCACAACGGCGGCCGUCGCUGCCCUCGCCUGCGCCAGAAACGCAAGUGUCUCUGCAGUCGGGCCAGGCGUCCCUGAGGCCAACGUGCGGCAGGACGACACGCUGGGACGGGUCUGCGCGACGAGGUCGUUCUUUUUUCCGAUGGACGGAAUAGAGAUGCUGGGCUUUCGCCACUUGCAGAUCAUCGGUCACAUCCCGACCGGAUUUCUUCCUUUUCGGCCGAUUCCUUUCUUUCCCGCAUUUGUUUGUUCCCAGGAUCAAUGAAGGUGGGAUAAUAUAAGAGUUGUGGGCAUUGC
Molecule: messenger RNA, 443 nt
Organism: Notodromas monacha
Lineage: Eukaryota; Metazoa; Arthropoda; Ostracoda; Podocopida; Cyprididae
Source: the annotation of a GenBank genome assembly